This is a messenger RNA of Arabidopsis lyrata subsp. lyrata, 621 nucleotides long. RefSeq lists its product as uncharacterized. The transcript has a single exon. The coding region runs from base 31 to 570 and encodes 179 amino acids. The record is from RefSeq and is a predicted model, not a curated record. NCBI's taxonomy places the organism in Eukaryota, Viridiplantae, Streptophyta, Magnoliopsida, Brassicales, Brassicaceae.
AACACUUCUCAAAUAUUAUUAUAUAUAGAUAUGUAUAUAACUUUGAUUUGGAUACUCUUUGAGAAUCCAAUAAUGAAAGGGAAAGGCAUAGAGAAAGACAACUGCUUCGUAUGGUUGGUUAAGGCUCCUUUUCGUUUCUUGAUCAUGGCACGUGACGCCUAUAUACGUAGCAUUACGUCAUGCUCCCGCGCCGGAAUCCUUACCGGUGGUGGAUCCUCCGGUUUUGGUCAGCGCUCCGGAAACUUCCAAAUAUGUGAUCCGCCUAGCACCGUCCUUCCCCGGAGCUUUACCUUGACGUCAACGGCACAUGUUCAAGAGUUGGCAAUGAGACAAUCAUUGUCGUUGGAUCAUCGGAGGAACUAUAGAUGCGUUGUUGUGAUGGGAAGAAUCGAUGAGGAGAUUUCUUGUGAUGAUGAUGAGUUUCAAGAAGAAGACUCUUUUCUUGAUUAUGGUAAAUGCGAGAUUUUUACAAAAAAAAAUAGAAAAACCAUCGGUAUGACCAAAAAAUUAAGCCUUUUUUUUUUUUCAUCAAAUACCAUUUAUAUUAAGAAAUCGGAGAGUCUCCGCUAGGAAGAGCUAAUUAGGAACCGAUGUGCUUACAUGGGAAAAAAGGCUACUACG